AUGUCUGAAAACGAGAAUAACGAGUUCGAUGAUGAUCUAAGUUUAUCUUCUCAUGCCUUAUCGGCCCUAAAUGAAUUUUUUUCGGAACAGCAAGAGCAACAGCUGAGAUUCGAGCAAUUAAAACAAUAUUCUUCAAAUCAAACUUAUUCGGAUGCAGAGCAUGAGGACGAUAAACCCGAUUUGGUAAACGAAGACAGUAUUUAUUUUAAGAAUAAUGGAGUUAAUAUGGAUUUUUUUAAAGAAGAUUGGCAGUUAAGCCAGUUCUGGUAUUCCAAUGAAACAACAGAUUUAAUAAUUCAAGAAGUUCUAGCGCACUCGAAUUCGGAGAGUCGGAUAGCAUGUAUUAGCACGCCAACAGUAUUUGUUAAAUUAAAAUCAAUUACUCCACCUCUAAAACAAACGAUUUAUCUAUUCGAAUUUGAUACUCGCUUCGAUGUAUAUGGUUCCGAUUUUUUUCAAUAUGACUAUAAAACCCCUACCAAAUUUCGCGAUUGUUCAAACCUUCAAAAUACUUUUGAUUUUAUUGUGGUGGAUCCGCCAUUCCUGAGUGAAGAUUGUUUUACUAAAACCAUGAUUACUGUUAAGUGGCUUGGGAAGAAGGAUGAUUGUAAGAUUUUGCUAUGUACCGGUAAGAAUCCAUUUCUUCAAUCGUGCUCGAAUGACUUCUUUCUACCCUCAACACCAAGGUGGACUAGCCAACGAAUUUCGGUGCUAUAUCAACUAUCAAAGUCAGAACAUAAAAUGGGAAGAAAAUUAACAUCAUAUUAA
This is a messenger RNA of Dentiscutata erythropus, 768 nucleotides long. Lineage: Eukaryota; Fungi; Glomeromycota; Glomeromycetes; Diversisporales; Gigasporaceae. The record is from the annotation of a GenBank genome assembly.